GCGGAACGCCAUGAAGCGAGGGAUCCUGGGAAAGUUGUGGCUGUCAUGAGUUUGUCCUUUCUGUACACUUCAUUAUUUCAGUGCUUCCCUAAAGACGCCAUAAUGCGUAUUUUCCCCUAAAUAUUGUUAUUUAUUUAGCCCAGUUUUGUCUCCUAAAAGUCGAGUACAAAAAAAAAGGAAAUAUUUUUAAUUGGACUACAAAUCCCAUACCUCUUCAUUACAUCUUGUUUAUCAGUGACUGCGUUUCUUGUGUGGGAGGAGUUAUUUUUGCCUGGGUAACAUUCUUAUAAUUAAAUAUUUUUUAUUCUUAAAAUGAUAUAAAAAAUAUUGCGACUCUCGUAAUUUUCUAACAAAAUAACUGGUGAUUUCAGCGCGAAGUGAGUGGCAUAAAUCGUGUGAAAAGUCACUCUUCUCGGCGCAGCUCUGCUUGCUGGAGCGGCUGACAAAUGGUGCGCACCCACUUGCGUACGUUUGUGUAACUUCGUUCCCAUUUGCAUUAUAUUAAUCCGCUCAGGUCGUCGCCAGAUAUAGGCUACAUUAGAUGUUAUAAAAAAUGAAAUAUAUCGCUAUAUCGCUCCAAUGAACAGCAAGUAACGUAUUGGGCUUGAUUGAAAACCAAAUAUUGAUCAAGCCGGAACCUUUGUGAGGGAAGUUCAGGAGGUGGCACUGCAAGUACGGCAUAUUUGGUCGACGGACUGUACACAAAGCAACACUCUGGAUGCUGAUAGAAAGACUUGGUGCAGCAGGAAGGUCCUGUUUCUCCGCAGCAUCUCUGCGUCCGUUCUCCAGCUCCAACGCUAUGGCGAAAAGCAAGUUCGAGUACGUCCGCAGCUUCGAGACGGACGACACCUGCCUCCGGAACUGCUACGUUGUCGUGCGACUGGAUGGUCGCAACUUCCACAAGUUUGCAGAGCAGCACCGGUUCGCCAAGCCCAACGACGACAGGGCUCUGGGGCUGAUGAGCAAGAGCGCCCGCUCUGUCAUGGAGGAGCUGGAGGAUAUCACCAUCGCCUACGGUCAAAGUGAUGAGUUCAGCUUCGUUUUCAAGAGAACCACCACCUGGUUCAAGAGACGAGCCAGUAAACUCAUGACUCAUGUGGCCUCCCAGUUUUCCUCUUCGUAUGUGUUUUACUGGAAGGAGUUCUUCGGAGAGCAGCCCCUCCUGUACCCGCCUGGCUUUGACGGGCGGGUGGUUUUGUAUCCCACCAACCGUAACCUCAGGGACUACCUCAGCUGGAGGCAAGCAGACUGUCAUAUAAAUAACUUGUAUAACACCGUAUUUUGGACACUGGUUCAAAGAGGAGGACUCACUACAACGCAGGCCGAAGAUCGACUAAAGGGAACAUUAGCUUCAGAUAAAAACGAGAUUUUGUUCUCAGAAUUCGACAUCAACUAUAACAACGAAUCUGCCCUCCACCGGAAAGGCACCACCCUCAUUUGGGAAAAGCGGGACGAGACGGUUAGCAAGCGCAUAAAGCGACCAAAUGAGGAGGAGAAGCUGGUUCCUGUCACACGGAGCAGGAGGAAGGUGGAGAUCUACCACUGUGACAUAAUCGGGGACCAGUUCUGGGAGGAACACCCAGACGUUCUAGAGGACGACACCUGACAACAGCAACUCUCCUUGGAAAAAUGACUCUGAGCUGCAUAUUUAAAGCUGGCGCUCACAGACAGAGACUAAAGAAGCACAACAGCAGCUUCUUGAAACCAAACUGUGCUUUUUAUCGUUCACAGUACAUUCAUUCUCCCAACAGCUGAUUUGUGUUUCUACUUUUAAUCUAUUAAAUCACGUGCAUAACGAUCUGUCAGAAAGUCAAAUUACGCUCACGUUAAUUUCUUCCCAUCACUGCCACCUGAUACUGAGGCCAUUCAGGGGCAUGCAUGUCUUGCCUUCCUCCCCCCAUAGGGUUACUUCUCUAAAAAUAUACCCUCAUGCGAUAUCAUGAAUGGCAUUCAAAAUACUACCGAUGCCUGAUCGUUCUGCAUGUCUAACAUCACCGUGACACUCUGACGGAACAGCUCCUUUGCAGUGCAUGCUGCCAGUCGGAGUUAAUCUUGCAGAAAGCGACGGGUUUCGUAAAGAAAAUAAAUAAAUACCAGUAUGUAGAGGGAAAGAAAGGGAGGGGGGAGUAGAAAUAAUCCACUCUACAACAGAAAAAAAUAGCCGUUUAUUGGAGCCAAGGCACCCAUGAAGAGACGUGAGUGGAUUCAGUGGUGUGCUGUCAUCAGGGCUAAGAAUACCUCCCACACCCUGCAUUCACCCUAUCCCUCUGACAUGCGCUGCGUGGCAUAUCACACUUCCAGCGGCUGCUGCACUCCUGGGGAGUUUGAAGCCUUACUGUAUUCUGUUACUGUAGCUCACGCAACGGGAAGUGAAGUUUUCUGAUGAUCGGCAGAAGUUAAUUCAGUCAAAAAGGAUCAUUUGAUUUAACGAGAUAAAGCAAAUGAUCUGUGUGUCCAUAUGCUGUGGCUGGUGGCUCUCUGUGUGUGCAGACAAUGACUGGAUAAAUGGUCACAUAGACCAGAGGAAACCCUAGAAACGAGAGCAUGUUGAGACAAGUCAGCCUGUUAUUUAAAGGCAGCAUGGAUAUGCUGUGCUAAUCCCCUUGUGCUACUGUCGUGGAAAAAAAAAAAAAAGGAUCGGUUCUAUUUAAGUUCAGCUUUUCACUUUUUCAUUUUCUUUUUUUAGUUCUGAGCGUGGACGGCGACAGAUGUGCUGACAGCAUUCACUUUCUUCUACACCAAGUUUGAAGGGUCAAAAAUUUUAAGAAGUUGAAUACGUUUUAAGGCUCAGACUUGUCAAAAACCUGUGGUUAGUGUAAUAAAAUUGAUUCCAUCUCGUUUUAAAAACUUUGUUCUCCAGAGCCAAUUUUUCCGUUUUUACUAGUUGAUGCA
Messenger RNA from Poeciliopsis prolifica (blackstripe livebearer), 2892 nucleotides. It is a transcript of the gene thg1l, whose product is annotated as tRNA-histidine guanylyltransferase 1-like. The record is from RefSeq and is a predicted model, not a curated record. Gene Ontology annotation, molecular function: magnesium ion binding; tRNA guanylyltransferase activity. The transcript has 7 exons. The coding region runs from base 719 to 1606 and encodes 295 amino acids. NCBI's taxonomy places the organism in Eukaryota, Metazoa, Chordata, Actinopteri, Cyprinodontiformes, Poeciliidae. Gene Ontology annotation, biological process: tRNA modification.